Molecule: messenger RNA, 1323 nt
Organism: Phaeoacremonium minimum UCRPA7
Lineage: Eukaryota; Fungi; Ascomycota; Sordariomycetes; Togniniales; Togniniaceae
Exons: 3
Coding region: 1-1323 (440 amino acids)
Source: RefSeq, a predicted model, not a curated record
AUGAAGCAUUUGCUUGGCGUAGCAGCUGUCGGCUGCGUGUUGCAAGGUGCCAGUGCUAAGAGCUUCAAAUGGAGCCGUGAUGGCAGCGAGAAGCAAUGGCUGCCAGCUCGCGAGACACUGGCUGUGAUGCCAGCCCUGGGCGGCUUCACUCCGCUCCCAACACAAGCGCCUGUUGCGCCCAAAAACCUCAAGGGAAAGAGGUCGUCUACAGACAACACUUGUGCCUAUGUCGACGGAGACACUGAUAUUCCCCUAUACUGCAAUACUGAUUCGGCGUGCGUCUACAACUCGUACUACUUCAAGAUUGGUUGCUGCCCUGACACUUCCACGACUUGCCCCAUCUGGACCACCUGUUACAACUCGGCGCAGAGGGCUUCAUAUACCACUGAUAAUGGUUACACGCUGUGGUGUGGCGAUUCCGAAUAUCCCAACUGCAUCACGCAUCUUUACGAGGACGAGGCGUUCGCCAACUAUACCCUUCUGGGAUGCGCGGUUGCUGCGGGCUCUGAUACAGUGUACUACGAGCCAUUGACAACCUCAUCAGCGGGAGGGAGUUCCAGCACUGACGAGGACGAUGAUGAGACCUCCACUUCGGACAGGUCAUCUUCCAGCUCAACUACUUCCGGCUUCGUGAUUGCGACAGACCCGGCCGCUACUUCAACUACGACUAUUGCGCCUGCCGCCAGCAGCUCCGGAAGCAGCUCUGGUGGUAGCAGUGGGGGUAGCUCCAAGAGCUCCACGCCAACUGGCGCCAUUGUUGGUGGUGUUGUGGGCGGUGUCGCCGCCCUGGCGCUCAUCGGCCUGGCCAUCUUCUUCCUAAUCCGUCGCAAUCGCAAGAACAAGCAGAACAUCGCGCCCGCUGCCGCCGCCGCCAACACCGGCUACAGCCAGCCUCCUCCGGGAGCUGGAAGCCCGCCGCCGCAAAGUUAUCCUCAGGGCCCGCAGAUGCAGCAAUACCCGCCUCCAGGCCAGCAGGCCGGCUACCCACCGGUGGCUGGCUUCGCUCCCGUGGACAACCGCCAGUCGAUCCAGAAGCCGCCUUACGCGUACGACCCUAACAUGCCCCAGCAACAGCCGUACAGCCCUCCGAGCAGCCCGCCUCCCCAGAGCGGCACCCCCGCGCCCGGAUACUCUCCCAGCCAGGCUACCGGCCAACCGUUUAGCCCGACCGACUCCCAGUAUAGCAACGCCGCCUACUCCCAGCAGGGACAGUAUGCUCCCCCACAGCAGGCGCAGUAUCAGACGCAUAACCCGCAGCAGGCAGGGUUUGCCCAUGAGUUGCCGACGCAGCGCGGCGAUGGCGAGGUCAGAGAGCUAGCUUAA